Otolemur garnettii (small-eared galago) is the source of this 1519-nucleotide messenger RNA. RefSeq names its product L-2-hydroxyglutarate dehydrogenase (gene L2HGDH). Lineage: Eukaryota; Metazoa; Chordata; Mammalia; Primates; Galagidae. Gene Ontology annotation, molecular function: (S)-2-hydroxy-acid oxidase activity; (S)-2-hydroxyglutarate dehydrogenase activity. The record is from RefSeq and is a predicted model, not a curated record. The coding region runs from base 3 to 1388 and encodes 461 amino acids. The transcript has 10 exons.
CUAUGGUGCCAGGGCUGCGAUACCUGCGUGUUGCCUCCGUACGGGCCCGCCGGGGGCUCCUUGAGGCGUGCGGGCCGGCGUUGAGGAGGCCUGGGUCGCUGCGUGUGUCUGGUCGCGGCACCAGCACUAGCACCAGCUCGUUUGACGUAGUCAUUGUUGGUGGUGGAAUUGUGGGGCUUGCCUCUGCCAGAGCGCUUAUCCUGCGACAUCCAGCACUUUCGAUCGGAGUUCUGGAAAAGGAGAAAGAUUUAGCUGUUCACCAGACUGGACAUAACAGUGGUGUCAUACAUAGUGGAAUUUAUUAUAAACCUGAAUCUCUGAAAGCUAAAUUAUGUGUACAAGGUGCAGCCCUUCUCUAUGAGUAUUGUAACCAAAAGGGAAUUUCCUACAAGCAAUGUGGCAAGCUUAUAGUGGCCGUUGAACAAGAAGAAAUUCCAAGACUUCAGGCCCUAUACGAGAGAGGCCUGCAGAAUGGUGUCCAAGGCCUGAGGUUGAUCCAGCAGGAGGAUAUAAAGAAGAAGGAGCCAUAUUGUAGGGGUCUGAUGGCUAUUGAUUGUCCAUAUACUGGCAUUGUGGACUAUCGGCAGGUGGCUUUGUCGUUUGCCCAGGAUUUCCAAGAAGCAGGUGGCUCUGUCUUGACCAACUUCGAAGUAAAAGAUAUUGAAAUGGCUAAAGAAAGCCCUUCUAGAAGUAAAGAUGGAAUGAAAUAUCCAAUUCUUAUAAAGAAUACAAAGGGAGAGGAAAUUCAAUGUCAGUAUGUUGUGACAUGUGCAGGACUUUACUCAGACCGGAUUUCAGAGAUGAGUGGCUGCAGCCCUGAUCCUCAGAUUGUACCAUUCCGGGGAGAUUAUCUGCUCUUGAAGCCAGAAAAAUGCUAUCUUGUAAAAGGAAAUAUUUAUCCGGUCCCAGAUAGCCGGUUUCCUUUCCUAGGAGUUCACUUCACACCAAAAAUGGAUGGCAAUAUUUGGCUGGGGCCUAAUGCAGUUCUUGCCUUUAAGAGGGAGGGUUACAGACCCUUUGACUUCAAUGCCAGAGAUGUUAUGGAUAUAAUUAUAAAUAGUGGCCUGAUUAAACUGGCAUCCCAGAAUUUCUCAUAUGGAGUUAAUGAAAUGUAUAAAGCCUGUUUUCUUGGAGCAACAGUGAAGUAUCUUCAAAAGUUCAUCCCUGAAAUUACUGUCAGUGAUAUACUUAGAGGUCCAGCAGGAGUAAGAGCCCAAGCUCUGGAUAGAGCUGGAAAUCUGGUAGAAGAUUUUGUAUUUGAUGGAGGAGUUGGGGAUCUUGGAAACCGCAUUCUUCACGUGAGAAACGCACCUUCCCCUGCUGCCACUUCUUCCAUCGCAAUUUCUGAAAUGAUUGCAGACGAAGUACAACAGAGAUUCGAACUGUAAAUAAUGAGAGAAACUAGUUGUUCAGUGUAGUCUCCAUGUCAGCAACAAGAAUGUACUAAUUGCAUUCUUCAAUUUAAAAAAUAAAGUUUUUAGGCUGGGUGAGGUGGCUCACACCUGUAAUCCUAGCAUUC